Aedes aegypti (yellow fever mosquito) is the source of this 884-nucleotide messenger RNA. RefSeq names its product maf-like protein CPR_2112. Gene Ontology annotation, molecular function: nucleoside triphosphate diphosphatase activity. The transcript is spliced from 4 exons. The record is from RefSeq and is a predicted model, not a curated record. Bases 168 to 803 code for a protein of 211 amino acids. NCBI's taxonomy places the organism in Eukaryota, Metazoa, Arthropoda, Insecta, Diptera, Culicidae.
GAUCGAAGCGUCAACCAGCUGCGGCUGUUUUGUUUGUCUUUUGCGUGGAUCAGUAAGCACGUGUUGGUUGCUGAUGUGAUGCCGGUUAUAUUGCAUCAGCUCAUAUUAAACUACGGUUUGUGGUAGUUGCAGUGAUAAAACAAGCUGAAGCAAUAAAAAACGGCAACAUGCUGAAGCCGAUCCUCCAGCAGUUGGCUACCAAACGUGUGGUGUUGGCGAGCGGAUCCCCGCGAAGACAGGAGUUGAUUCAGAAUAUUGGUCUCUCCAACGUACACCUGUGUCCCUCGACUUUUGAAGAGAAUCUCGACAAAAAUGAAUAUUGCUUCGCUGACUAUGUCGCCGAAACAGCUUACCACAAGGUGCUGGAAGUGUACAACCGCCUGACCGCAAGCAGCGAUCCCGCCGAACGGCCAGACGUAGUCAUUGGGGCCGACACGAUGGUCACCAUGGACGGCAAAAUGUAUGGGAAACCCAAAACGCCGGAGAGGGCAUUCCAGAUGCUUAGCGAAUUGAUGGGCAGAGAGCAUACCGUCUACACGGGAGUCGUUAUCAAACACCAUGACCGGGUGGUGAAGUUCACAGAAGCUUGCAAGGUGCAGUUCGGGAAGGCAACUGGCGAACAGAUUCAAGCCUACGUCGACACUGGAGAGCCAUUAGAUAAGGCCGGUGGAUAUGGCAUUCAGGGCAUCGGAGGUACGUUCGUGGAGCGAAUUGAAGGAGACUACUUCACGGUGGUUGGCCUACCUCUGUAUCGAAUAUCGGCCGAGAUGUGCAAACUGUUCGGGUAUGACGUUUCCAAGUGAGUCUGUUGCAGGCAUUUAUUGAAGCGGGUUCCUUAUUAAACAUUACAAUCGAAAAAUGUAGGCCAAGCCGACAAACUAAAA